AUGGCCGCCGUCUCCCAUUCCUCGCACAUCCAGUCCAUCGACCGCCCAGACUCCCGUGUGAGUCUGGCGCGUUCCGAUACGACCUACCACAGCUUCCAGGACGUCGACCUCCCAGAGCCUAAAGUCCCGGAUCAGCCCACCGAAAAGGCAUCCGUAGAACAACCCGCCAAGGUGCCCCAAACCUGCCCUCCUCCGCCGUCAUGCACUUCUAUUCCUGAGGAAGGCUCUUCCAUCAAGAAGGAGCGUCCCCACGUCUGGGAAAUGCGCCGCCAAGAUUCAGGCUACGAGUCCCUCUCUCCUAGAGAUUCGUGCUCCUCCCACCGGAAAUCCACAUCAGCCACAACCUCCCCUUCCACAACUCGCCAGCGCCGCUCAACAAAGUCUCCACGCUCCUCUCGCUCCGGCACCGCCACAAAACGGCCCCGCUCUGGCCGUCAUUCCCCUCCCCAGUCACGCCACCAGACCUCUCAACAGCAGCCGCAACAACAACAACAAGAGUCCAUGACCUACACUUACUUCCACUUCCCCAGCUUCACCCCGACCGACCCCUCCUCCUUCGAUGAUGACGAGUCACCCAGCUCUGCUGCCGAAAAUACCGUCAUCUACCCCAUCCUCCAGCAAACAACCUACUGGACGAGCGACCGCACCCGCCGCCUCGAAUACGCCGCCAUCGAUGCGGCAAGCAAGGGUCUGCGAGGCUGGAUCAUGCGGCACGUCGUGCCUGAGUGUUUCGUGCCGAGGGGCAAGCGGUAUGGGAGUUUUGGGGAUGACACAGGGAGUGUGGUGCGGUAUCGGAUUGAGCCUGUGGGAGGGGACGAGGACGGGGAACGGGAGCAGGAGGGGGAUGAGAAGCGGGCCGAGCAAGGGGAGGGACCAGAGAAGAAGAGGGGUUGGCGGUGGAAGUGGUUGUUUAGAUUGGCGUUUCGGAGGCGGUGA
Molecule: messenger RNA, 936 nt
Organism: Thermochaetoides thermophila DSM 1495
Lineage: Eukaryota; Fungi; Ascomycota; Sordariomycetes; Sordariales; Chaetomiaceae
Exons: 1
Coding region: 1-936 (311 amino acids)
Source: RefSeq, a predicted model, not a curated record